Molecule: messenger RNA, 814 nt
Organism: Chinchilla lanigera (long-tailed chinchilla)
Lineage: Eukaryota; Metazoa; Chordata; Mammalia; Rodentia; Chinchillidae
Source: RefSeq, a predicted model, not a curated record
AUGUCUUUCCGAGAAAAAGUGCAACGUGGGCUGGUUCCAUCCAAUCAGUUGAAGGCCUUAAGAGCAAAGACAGACUUCGUGAAGAAGCAGCGAUUUGGCCAUGACUUCAACACAAAAACCUUAUCGGAGUUUUUGAAACAAAAAACACUUGUUAGGAGGGGAACGCUGCUUUUUCCCCCUUUGUCUUCUAAACACCAUCCUUUCUCAUUGCUCUCCUUGCAUGAUCCUGCUUUCUUCUCUAAUCUCGUUUCUUUCUCCAACAUCCAGAGGCCCCCUCCUCACUCUCGGGUUCCCCGCUGCCCUCUCCGCCCCGCCAGCCCGGACGGCUGCGGGCCGCACCUGCCCGCGGAGCCCUGGCGACUGCCCCACCAAGGUCCGGGCAGUGACGUCGCCGGGCGGACGGCGCUCGCGAGUCCGCUGACGUCACUGCCGCGGCGGUCACGAGCGAAGCCCAAGAAUGGGACUUCAAGGAGGGGAAGCUGGCUGCGCCCUCCGCCGUCAGGGCUGAGCGCGGCAAGGACGCCAAGUGCCUUCGGCUUCUGGGGCGGCCCGGCCGAGAUGGCGCUUCUCGCGCCAGCCGGAGCCAACCCACACCUCAGCGCGCUCCAACGCCAGAACGCAGCGCUAACUGGUUGCUCGAACCGCGGGGCUUCCCGCGCACGCGCCCUGCGCUGCAGGGGACAGAGGCGGGAGCUGCGGCGCGCCUCGGGGAGGGGAAAGGAUGCGCGCGGAGGGAACGGAGCGGGCCGAAGCGCAGGGUGCGGCGCAGGACGAAAGCUGCAGCGCCUCGCCUCCAGCCCUGCUCCCUGGGCGC